AUGUUUGCAAAAGAUAAAUAUGAUGUAGGAAAAGUGAAGUCUAAAGAAGCAGAAAUAAAAUUAACCAGAAAUGAAUAUGUAACAGCAAGACCAUAUAAAUGUUCCAUAGUUGAUGAAGAAAAAAUCAAGACCCAAGUCAAGAAAUGGGCCUUGAGAUCCGCUCUGAAGUUCGUAAGUGAUGGAGAAGUAGUCAGAGAAGUAGGUAGAGAGUUCCAAAGAAAAGGGCCAAAAAAAGCCAAAGCAGAUUUAGCAAAAGAGUGUUUAACACCAGUUAAGAAAAAGCGAGAACAAGAGGACGAUCGUAAACCGGGGCGUUUAGCUCCUCAAAAUAUGAUCAUAAAUCUUUUGGUGGAACCCUACCAUCCAGAUCGUCCAUUGCCGAGAAUUUUCAUGAGAGCCUCAAAACUCAUGCAAAGCCGACGACAUUGA
This is a messenger RNA of Helobdella robusta, 429 nucleotides long. RefSeq lists its product as hypothetical. The coding region runs from base 1 to 429 and encodes 142 amino acids. NCBI's taxonomy places the organism in Eukaryota, Metazoa, Annelida, Clitellata, Rhynchobdellida, Glossiphoniidae. The transcript has 3 exons. The record is from RefSeq and is a predicted model, not a curated record.